AUGGACCCGUUCAAAGAGGUGGAGGAGGACUGCUGGGCGCAGAUCAACAGUCUCACCGACUUCAUCAACUCUACGUCUGUGGUAUCUGAAGAUGCUAAGUUGGAUUUCGCCAACAACUACCAGGAAUUGGAGGAGACCUUGGAAGACUUAAGACAGGCAGUCAAGAUCCUGGAGUCCAACCCAGUCCAGUUCAACUUGACGUCCUCAGACAUAGUGUACCGCAAGCAGACUUUGAAGCAGUUGCUGCAGAAAAUUAAUCUUCUCCAGAGCGAUUGGGAAGCCAAAGAGAAACAUCCACAUCGUCAACGAGAAGUCACCACCAUGUCCAAUCGGAUCAGCCAAGAUGGAGGCAAUCCAUUCAGCGAAACAAACAGAAUCGACCUGGAAUUUAACCAGUUUCAGCAACAGGAGCUCAUACAGUCACAAGACCUCCAGCUUGACCAAAUUCAUCAGACAAUGCAAAGUUUGAAUCAACAGGCCACCUUGAUGGGUGGAGAGUUGGAGGACCAAGGGUACAUGUUGGAUGAAUUGGACCACGAGAUGGAUACCGUGGGCAAUAAGCUCCAGCGUGGUUUGAAGAGAGUCAACUAUGUGAUUGAGAAGAAUCGAGAGACUGCCAGCAAUUGGUGCAUAGGUAUUCUCAUGGUGGUGCUAUGCAUUUUGCUUUUAGUGCUACUCAUUGCGUGA
Sungouiella intermedia is the source of this 687-nucleotide messenger RNA. The record is from the annotation of a GenBank genome assembly. NCBI's taxonomy places the organism in Eukaryota, Fungi, Ascomycota, Pichiomycetes, Serinales, Metschnikowiaceae.